Messenger RNA from Gigantopelta aegis, 5628 nucleotides. RefSeq names its product regulator of G-protein signaling 22-like. Gene Ontology annotation, molecular function: G-protein alpha-subunit binding. NCBI's taxonomy places the organism in Eukaryota, Metazoa, Mollusca, Gastropoda, Neomphalida, Peltospiridae. The record is from RefSeq and is a predicted model, not a curated record. Gene Ontology annotation, biological process: regulation of signal transduction. The coding region runs from base 183 to 5012 and encodes 1609 amino acids. The transcript is spliced from 25 exons.
CUUCCGGUUACCCCAGUGUUGUUCAUAAUCGACUUCUAUAGUAACCAACAAUGAUAAGAGCGAGGUAACUCGAAACAUUUAAGUGGUGAGAGAGCUGCUGGAUUUAAAGUCUGCAGAGGAUUUCUUUUUUUACCAGAAUAACUGUACUUUCAAGAUGGUGAUUUCUGUAUGACCGCUGAACCAUGACGACUAUUGUCCAGCGAGCUCAAAUUGCUCCUCCAAUAGUAGAAUAUAAUGAUGUGGAGGAUCUUCUGGCCACUGAUGACCUGUUUAUUGAUUACUUCAAUGACUUCCUCGCUCUACCAAGCUUUCCAGAGCCAUUGUUCUUCAACAAGGAGACUGGAGGGUUUGAAGUGCUCAAUGAAGCAAAACACGAAUUAUCCAAGCAGAUCAAAGCAGCAAUCCGGUCUCAGAAACGAACACCAAAGAUAUACAAGGCAGCAAAGUACCACAGUUUCAGUGACAUUCCACUCAUCCCUGUAGAUCCACCUCCUGAACCAGAGAAAGUCGAGAUUGACACGACCUUCACUGUCUUGACACUGAACAAGGAGCAGGGCAUCCACUGGAUCAAAGAUGAGCGUCUACCUUCCUUUCUGGAGAGCGACCUGUAUUUCGAGUAUCGCCUCGGAAAGAUCAUCUCACAGUGUCGCAUCACUGGAGACAAUGGGGAGUUCAUUGCCAUGAAAAUAGAUUACACACCACGGCCUCGCAGAAACCGAGACAAGUCUGAUGAUGAAGACGGGCCAGAUCCCAGGGAAGCCCUGAUGAAAAGCCUCUUCGUGUCACUGGGUUCUUCCACCGUGUCAGAAUGUCAGUCUUGGUUCAACACUGCAGAAACUUUCCAGUCAACCAAUGUGACGUACACAACCCUGAACCAUCCCCGAAUGACUUCCACUCGUCCAGGUAGCAGCAAAUUCAUUCCACUUCGACCCGACAGUGGCAUCGAAAGCCCUCCAAAGGGAGCACUGUGUGGAACGUCGUACCCUAGCAGUUUGUCUCCUCGGUUGAUGGCCCUGCAGCAGACGGCCAAAGAUCAAGGAUCAUCCGGUAUGAUGUUUAAUGUUGACCUGAAGCCUGCAACACCAAGACCUUCUGAAGCUGUGUGCAUGACCACCAGCGAUAUAGACCAACAGUCAAAGAAAUACUCUAGUGCUUUCUAUACUUGUACAAAACUAGAAAACACCGAUUCAGAGUCCGGUCUGGGAGACAUGGUUGGGGAGAGAGAUGAUGAUGUUGCAACUGAUCGAGAUUCACUAGCAGACGAAGUAACAGAUCAGCAGUCAUCGGACACAACCGAGCGGCAGUCACCAGAGACGGGAGAACAGAACUUUUAUCCUCAGAAACCAAAAAAACCUCUUGCUGUCAACACACUUGAUGAACUCGGGGCAGUGCUUGCUGGUGCUAUUAUAAAACACUGCCUAGCCGAGGUGUCGGGCAUUAAAGAAACGGACUUGUCCCAAUACUCCAAACUGUUCCCCAAGAAGAAGUUUACCAAUGUUACCAUGGAUAUGUUCGGCAAUGUUUCCAUCGCAACAGCGAGCACGAGGUUCCGCAAAGAUGAGGAGGUGGUGGGUGCUAAGGCUGAUGCUGCCAACGAGGAGGUGGAGAAGAUCCAGGACAAGCAGGACAAGAAGGACAAGCAAGACAAGCAGGACACUGAGGAUAAGGAGGAGAGUGAUGUGGACUCUCUACUGGACAGCGAGGAGGACUAUGAGGAGCAGGACACGUUCUUCAGGAAACACAAGUACAAAACGUACGACCUGUCCAACAAGAAAGGGAUUGACCAGUUCAAGAAGUUCCUCCGCGGCACCAAGGGAGAGCUGUACUGGAACAUGUGGGUGGACAUCGACCGCAGCCGCCUGAUUAGGAAAGACGAGGAUAUUCAGCUCUACUUGUCUUACAUGAGAGAACACUACUAUCAGUCCGGAGCUCCGUUUGAGCUGCCAGGAGAGUUGAAGGUCAAACUCAGAUUGAUGGAGCCGGCUCAGUGGACCAUCAGAAAGAUGCAGUCCAUACAGGAUGGAAUAGGAGAGCCUCUCGUCUUGUAUUGGGGUCCAAGGUUUCUUCUGAAGCAGCUGAUGCGAACCGAUCCCGACAAGUAUUACCUUUAUCACCAGCAGCAGCUGCACAAGAUGAGAGACGUGGUCAGCAUGGACACGCUCACUACAACCCCCAGGCUGCCCCUCCGACCCAAGUCCUGCCGGCCUCGGAUAGAACACACAACUGUGGUCGUCACAGAGGUUUUCCCUUCAACUUGGCAUGAGCCAAACAUCUGUGAGUUGAAAACAUCACCUCCAGUUGGCAUGAAGCGAGGCUAUGGUUCCGUCCAAAACAGAGAUACAGGCACUAAGCAGGCGAGAAUAAAGAAGAAACCCAAAGAUUUCUUACAUUCUAGAGACAUAUCGGCACCUGAUAAGAUAGACGGAUCUCCCGAACAAACUGCAGAAUCAGCAAGGUAUUCAGCUGGCAAAUCAGGAUCUAACCAGUCACUAACUCGACCACUCUCAGCCCAGUCGAAUCAGUCCAAGAUGUCCGUAGGCAGCAACCGGUCCCAGAGGUCUAGUGCCAUGUUGGGCAGACCCAUGACAGCACCGGCGUCGACAGAACGUGGCAAAUCAUCGCGGCGUCAUUCGUCUGCAUCAGGAUACAGCAUCGAGUCCAAGUCAUCGGAGUUCCUGGGCGGAGAGCGCAUGGAGGCACUGCUGCAGUCACUGCACCAUGAGAAGGAUUCUGGGAGCUUCUUUAAGAGAUUUAUAGAGAGAGCAGAUAACAAGCUGUGGCGUAAUGCCUUUAAGUUCUGGAACGAGGUGCAGGAAUAUCAUAUGCUGUUCUACUCCAAGAUUAUCUACCCAUAUCUUGUGGAGAAAAAGGCACGGAGCAUAUACUCCAGGUAUGUUGUCGCCGGGGCGCCGCGAGGUAUCGGCUGUUGCAGGAUAAUGAGCAAUAACAUAUACAAAUGUAUCGAUCCACCGUAUGAGGAACUGUUUGAUUCCGCAGAAGAGCUGUCCUUGGAAAUUUUGUAUAAAGCUUGGCUUGAGCACCUUCAGAAAGAUACCAAGAUUUACAAUAAGGUGCAAUUAAUUGAAGUGAAACGCCAUCUGGAAACCAAAUCUAAAUAUGUGCUCAACUUGCAAAAACGUGGCAUUAUCAAACAGCCUAUCUUGGCCCUCGAAGACCCAAUGGAGGGCUACAAGGACCCUGUGUAUGACGAGAGUCUGUUUGAGAAGAUCCCCGAAGAGUUCCGGGACAUGACUCUCGAGCAGUUGGUGCACAAUCGCAUCGAGCUCGAACACUUCCGCCAGUUCCUCAUCGACAACUACGCAAGCAUGGAUCUGUUGUGCUGGAUGGACAUAGAAGCCUGGCGACGUAUCUCACCCAAAGAUGAGAGGAAGUGUGACCAGAAGGCCAAGGAAAUCCGCAUCAAGUACCUCAAUAAGAAAUACUUCUUUGGACCUAACAGUCCAGCUGGAAAGGAAGGCCAGGAUAAGGUGAUGGAGGCUGGAGGGGGCUGGGGCAAGCUGCUGGAGGACAAACCUCAGUCCGCUGUGAUCCUUGAAGUCCAGAAGUAUGUGCGCGAUCGACUCGUUAAAAAAUGGCUGCCCCUUUUCCUGGCAACUCCAGAGUUUGAGGCCCGGCAACACCCACCGAUAAACAUGGACGAAGUUGUUGAUGACGUCUUGGUGCAGAAACGUAGGCGUUCUCAAGCUGUGUGGAAGGACUCCACAGAAAUAGCAAAGUUAAAACAAAGAGCUACCAGUAAAACCCUCAACAUCUUUAUGCGGAGCUCCAUGGCUAUAGCAAAGUUUAAGCAAAGAGCGUCCAGUAAAUUCAUCAGCCAGUUUAUGGAUAGCUGGGCAGAACUAGAAAAAUCAAAGCACAGCACCACUGAAAUAGAAAGGUUAAAAGAUGGAACCUGCAGCCUCCUGGUGGAGAGUCGGUGGAUGUCAUCGUCAGGUGAGAUCCUCACAUUCCGCAAGGCCUUGGUGAACCCGAUGACCUGCAUUCAGUUCCGUCGCUACGUGUCGCUCCAGGGAGACCUGCUCGAGAACGAUGUCUUGUUCUGGCUUGAAGUUCAGAAGUAUAAGGAGCUGAACCACCUGCACAGUGACGAUGGGUUAAUAAUGCAGAAGAUCAACGUCAUCAUCAACUGUUUCAUCGACUCCAACAUCCCGCCCGCUAUACAGGUGGACAUCCCACACGAGAUGGCCGACAGGAUCCUGGAAAAGAAAUAUGAAAAGGGGCCGUAUCUUUUCAGGGAAGCUCAGCUAACUGUUUUCCGUGUUUUAUUGACUCACUGGUCAGCAUUUUGUAAAUUCCGGGCCAAUUUGACCGAUGAGAAAGUCCUAUCAACCCUGGAGAGAAAACACAGACAGGCAAAAGCAAGAGAGAAAAAGAGACUGGAGAUGAGUAGUAUAAGAUCUGUGUCUAGAUCUAAAAAGCAACUAUCAAGAAAGAAGGAUAGUAAGACGGAGGAAUUGAUGAGUUUCCAGGAAUUGGAUCAGUCUUUCCAUGAUCCUUUCAAGACGGAGAGCAUGGAUGAGUAUGAACUUGAUCAUGACAGAGAUAAAAUAUCUUUCUCGUACUCCAAAUACUUGAAUGCUCUUGAUCGUGAAGAUGUCUUAAACAACGUUGAUGACAGCAUCUUCAGUUCACUAACUGAUUCUGAUUCUGCCCGAGAGAAGCUGGAAAAUAUACAGCAUUUCACUUCAGGAAGGUCAUCAGCAUCAUCUCAUGUCAAAAUAUCCCAGAAGUUUCAAGAAAAAAGGUACUCAAUCCCAGAAGUGCAGUUACAUGACACUGGAAUCAAGGAACAAAUAGAGGCUCAGAAAUCAAAAUCACAUACCACAAUAUCCACCAUCAACGAGACACCCGAGGAAACAUCUUCUUUUCAGAAGAUAAAGAUGGACUUGUAUCACCCAGGCAGCAAAGUCAAACUCAUUGAUCCUAAGGGCAAUGUUACGGUCAAACUCAGCAGACAGAUGCCUCCAUUGAUGAAAAAGAAAUCAGCAUAACAGUGACAUAUACAUAGGAUAUUAUUCUGUAAAAAUUUGUAUUUUGAAACAGUGGAAGUAAGAAAAAACAGUGACAUCUUCAUUUCUAAGGGAGGUUACUCUUUAAAACAACUUGCAUCAUAAAAUACUGAAACUGAACAGAAACAGUGUCUUCGAUAUUUAUUGGGGAGGCUAUCCUCUAGAAAAAUAUAUUAUGAAAGAGUGGAAUUGUUAAGUUAAAUUUUAUUUAAAGAUAUUGCAGUUUUUGCCAUGUAUAUCUAUCCCAUCAUUAUUAUUGAAGUACGAGUCCUCAUAACAUCUUCAUUAUGUAUAUAUUUACUGUUAAUAUUCAUAUUUGUUUAGUUGUGUUGCAUCUUUCUUCGAGUCCAAAUUAAACUGUCAUUUAUUAACAGGUACGUAUGUUUUCAGGUAUAAAUUAUGUCAUUAAUAUCAUUUUUAUUUAUUUAUUUUAAAAUAAUAUAUUUAUUUUGCAGCAUUAAUUAAAGUAUAUUAAAAGUAAGUAAUAAAACUUGUAGGAUUAUCUUACUUUCGUUUGAUCAUUCUCUCAUGAAAACAAGUCCUAGUUAUAUCUCUUGUAUACGGGAUGGUCAGUGGAAAUAAAUAGUGCUUUUUUGUU